Penicillium verhagenii is the source of this 2610-nucleotide messenger RNA. RefSeq names its product DNA topoisomerase 1. Gene Ontology annotation, biological process: DNA replication; chromosome segregation; DNA topological change. The coding region runs from base 1 to 2610 and encodes 869 amino acids. Gene Ontology annotation, molecular function: DNA topoisomerase type I (single strand cut, ATP-independent) activity; DNA binding. Lineage: Eukaryota; Fungi; Ascomycota; Eurotiomycetes; Eurotiales; Aspergillaceae. The transcript has 6 exons. The record is from RefSeq and is a predicted model, not a curated record. Gene Ontology annotation, cellular component: chromosome; nucleolus.
AUGAGCUCCUCAGAGGACGAAAUACCUCUCGCUCGCGCAAAUGGGCGCGCAAAGGCUUCCUCUGCCUCUGCCACACCAAACGCAAACGGUAACGGUGAUCUGGCGAGUGGAAUCUCUGUUCGAUUCGGCACCGUACAGGACAAGGACGUGGAAAUGGAAGAUGCGGAUGCGGCGCACGGCGCGAGUAAGCGCAAGUCUCGUACUAGCAUUGGCCAGAAAAAGUCAUAUGUCGAGCCGCAAAGUAGUGAGGAGGAGGACGAACCCCUGAGCAAACGCCGACGAACAUCGGUCAAACACGAAGACCCCGAGUCUGAUGCGGACGUACCCCUGGCUUUGAACGGACGAAAACUUCCCAAAGCAUCGGAAACGGCUAUCGGAGAGGAAUCUGACUCUGAUGUUCCCAUUGAGAAGAAACUCUCUGCACAAAAGAAGAGGAUUGAGCAAAAAGCCGCCAAGGAAGCUCGCACUGCCCGCAAGCCUGCUCCGAAAAAGGAAACCAAGCCUGCAGCAACCAAGAAACAGACUAACGGUGUCAAAAAGGAGCCGACCGAUGACAAGUCUACCAUCAAGAAGGUGAAGGCCGAGUCGGCCACCCCGAAGAAGGGCAUCAAGGUCAAAGCGGAGAGUGAGGAUGCGGACGAGAAGGCCGACGAAGAUGAAGAAGAAGAGUAUAAGUGGUGGGAGGAUACGGCAAAGGGCGAUGGUACCCAGAAGUGGACAACCCUUGAACACAGUGGUGUUGUUUUCCCGCCACCGUAUGAGCCCUUGCCAAAGAACGUCAAGCUCAUUUACAACGGAAUUCCAGUCACUCUACACCCGGAAGCUGAAGAGGUUGCCGGAUUUUUCGGAGGCAUGCUCAACUCCACUCAUAACGUCGAAAACCCUGUUUUCCAGAAGAAUUUCUUUACAGACUUCAAGGAAAUCGUCAAGACGACCGGUGGUGCCAAGGAUGCCCAAGGCAAGAAGGUGGACAUCAAGGAGUUCUCCAAGUGUGAUUUCAAGCCCAUUUUUGAGUUCUUUGAUGCCCAACGCGCGGAGAAGAAGAACCUUCCGCCUGCCGAAAAGAAGCGUUUAAAGGCCGAGAAAGAUGAGCAAGAAGCCCCUUUCCAGUUCUGUAUUUGGGAUGGUCGCAAACAAAAAGUCGGCAACUUCCGUGUCGAACCUCCUUCGCUUUUCCGUGGACGAGGUGAGCACCCCAAGACUGGCCAUGUCAAGACUCGUGUGCAGCCAGAACAAAUCAUCAUCAACAUCGGCAAGGAAGCAACUGUGCCACCACCCCCACCUGGCCACAAAUGGAAGGAGGUGAAGAAUGACCAAGAAGGCACAUGGCUUGCAAUGUGGCAGGAGAAUAUUAAUGGCAACUACAAGUAUGUCAUGUUGGCCGCCAAUUCCGAUGUCAAGGGUCAAAGUGAUUACAAGAAGUUUGAAAAAGCCCGUGAGCUCAAGAAGUAUAUUGAGAAGAUCCGCAAGGAUUACCAGAAGGCCCUGAAGCAUGACCUAAUGGUAGAGCGCCAGAAAGCUACGGCCGUCUACCUUAUCGAUCAGUUUGCCCUGCGUGCAGGAAACGAGAAAGGCGAGGAUGAGGCCGAGACUGUUGGUUGUUGCUCACUCAAAUAUGAGAACAUCAGCUUGAAGCCUCCGAAUACCGUCGUCUUUGACUUCUUGGGUAAAGACAGUAUUAGGUUCUAUGACGAAGUGAAGGUCGACCCUCAGGUUUUCAAGAAUCUGAAGAUCUUCAAGAAGGCACCCAAGAAGAAUGGUGACGAGGUGUUCGAUCGAUUAACUACUUCUGCUCUCAACAAACACUUGCAGAACUACAUGGCUGGUCUUACUGCCAAGGUCUUCCGUACCUACAACGCCUCUUUCACCAUGAGCGAGGUGCUCAAGGAGAUGAAACCCACUGGUACGAUCGCUGAGAAGAUCAAGGCCUACAAUGAUGCCAACCGGAAGGUUGCUAUCCUGUGUAACCAUAAGCGGACAGUCACUGCUGGCCAUGCCAAUCAAAUGGAGAAAAUGAGUGAACGGAUCAAGGGACUUCGCUAUCAGAAGUGGCGUUUAAAGCAGCAGAUGCUUGAUCUAGAACCCAGUCUGAAGAAGAAGAAGGGUGCAUCUUUCUUCGAGAUAGAUGAAGACCUUACCAAAGAAUGGAUCAAAGAUCACCAACAAUUUCUACUUCUGGAGCAGGAGGAGAAGAUCAAGAAGAAGUUUGAGAAGGAUAACGAAAAACGCGUUGCUGAUGGUGAGAAGGAGAUGAAAAUGCCCGAACUCACCGAGCGCCUGGAGCCCGUCAAGGAAAUGGAAAAGAAGUAUAACAAGGAAAACAAGACCGGCAAGGUUGAAGCUGAAGGCAGAGGUCCAACUGUGGAAAAGAUCGAAGCGGCCAUUGGGAAGCUGGAUCAGCGUGUUGAGACAAUGUCCCUCCAGGCCCAGGACAAGGAAGAUAACAAGGAAGUUGCUCUUGGCACCUCAAAGAUCAACUACAUUGAUCCUCGCCUUACUGUUGUCUUCAGCAAAAAGUUCAAUGUCCCCAUCGAGAAAUUCUUCUCCAAGGCCCUGCGUGAGAAGUUUGAAUGGGCCAUCAAGUCUGUUGAAGAGGAUUGGGAGUUCUAA